AUGAAGCGGUGUCGUGUGAAGGAGAUUGGAGCAAACUUCGUCAAGGCUAUGAAGGUUGGGCGGCACCACGCGCAGCUAUCCGAGCUGAAGAUUAUUGCGGCUGCUAAUAAUGUUGCAGGAUUCUCCCUACCAACUUCAAGGUUGUACCAGGGCGAGGGCGCUACGCGCCCUUGGCCAAUCGCCGAGCUCAAACCUAAGAUAUAG
Messenger RNA from Penicillium pulvis, 204 nucleotides. RefSeq lists its product as uncharacterized. NCBI's taxonomy places the organism in Eukaryota, Fungi, Ascomycota, Eurotiomycetes, Eurotiales, Aspergillaceae. The coding region runs from base 1 to 204 and encodes 67 amino acids. The transcript has 2 exons. The record is from RefSeq and is a predicted model, not a curated record.